AUACAGGAUGUAUAUAGGCUAGCGCCUAUAUCAUGCACUUUGCAAACCAUAUCGGGCAAGUUCAUCAUGGGUGCCACCGAGUGCUGCGGGGCCAUUCACCGGGGCUGGUAUGCAGUCCUCUGCUUGCACGUCAACUGGUUGCUGUGGGCCGGGCUCCUGAAAGGGCUAGGGGUGAUGUUGCCGACGCUCAAGGAGCAAUUCACAGCCGAGACGUGGAUGAUUGGAUGGUUGAUUGCCACUAUCAAUGGCGCGGCUAGUUUCACAGCUCCCCUUUCGGUGCCGCUGGAGGGCAAGUUUGGCACUCGUGCUGUGGUGACAGUCAGUGGUUUUCUGGUUGGAACGUCUAUGAUUCUCUCUUCUUUCUCCAACAGUGCUAUUCAGAUGAUGCUCACAUCUUUACUCGCUGGUCCUGGUCUAAGUAUAGUGAAUGUUCUGACAAGAGCAGCGACGGGACGUUAUUUCACCACCAACUACGCCACCGCUAACGGCAUCGGGACCUCAGGACACGCAGUGGGUAUGAUCCUCAUGGCGCCGCUAACUCAACUGCUACUCGACACCUACGGAUGGAGAGGCGCCUUAGUGCUGAUUGGGGCUUUGAGCCUGCACCUUGGCGUAUGUGGCCUCCUGCUCAGAUCACCGCCAAUAGCACCUACACAGGCGCCGGACAGGUAUUUACCAAUCAUCUCCAGCGAAGAAGAGAAGUCACCACCUGACGAAGCGAGCCACGACACUAAGAACGUUUCCCGACUCAGCAACUUCAGGGGUGCCAUCUGGGCGCAAAGGAAUCUCUUAGGAUGCGCAGUUUGUUGCCGCGUCGAGUUCUGGAUUGUGUCGCUCGUGUACGGCUGCGCUUUCUUUGUAAGCAGUCUGUGGCUGAUCUACUUCGUUGCUUACGCGGAGGCGAAAGGUUUCUCCGGCUACGAGGCCGUGACGUUCACCACGGUUGGAGGGAUCGGAAACCUUGUAUUCAAGGUCGUAGUCGGUGUCAUUGUCGACCGAGGUCUGCUCAAGUUGCGGUUGAGCAUGUCAGUGAUGAUCAUCGUAAAUUCGGUUGCUUUACUAGUACUGCCCUGGAUGAACUCCUACUGGCUGAUGGUGGCCAAUGCCUUCAUUUUCAAUGGCUUCAACGGGGCUUUGUCAUCCCUUAUCGACAUUUACACCCGCGAAUUGCUUGGAGCUGAAGACCUGGUUUCAGCUUUCAGUUGGAUGGAUCUUGUCGCGACCACCUUUCAACUGGCAUUCGGAUUUUUCCCAGGUUGGAUAUUUGACCGGAAUGGGAGCUACGACACUGCCUUUGUCAUCUUGGGAUGUGUUGCGAUGCUGCCGUUGGUGGCGCCGUUUAUGGAAACGGUGCUCAAUCGAUGGAGGGCACAACUUGGUACAUGAAUUAUCCAUUGUUGUUCAAAACCACUGAGAUGAAUGUACAAUGUACAAGUAUUGAUCUUUUAAUCUUUUUAAAGGCACACGGGAGCUUUAAAACAUUAAAAAGUGGAGACUUUAACCUUGAUAGACUGGUUAGGCCAAAAAAAAACUGAUAGUCGGUCUUUGGUCAGCGCGCGCGUCGAUUUUAACCAUGCGCGUCA
Molecule: messenger RNA, 1583 nt
Organism: Patiria miniata (bat star)
Lineage: Eukaryota; Metazoa; Echinodermata; Asteroidea; Valvatida; Asterinidae
Product: monocarboxylate transporter 12-like
Exons: 4
Coding region: 67-1386 (439 amino acids)
Biological process (GO): transmembrane transport; monocarboxylic acid transport
Molecular function (GO): monocarboxylic acid transmembrane transporter activity
Source: RefSeq, a predicted model, not a curated record